Messenger RNA from Peronospora matthiolae, 897 nucleotides. The record is from the annotation of a GenBank genome assembly. Lineage: Eukaryota; Oomycota; Peronosporomycetes; Peronosporales; Peronosporaceae.
AUGGUGGGCCCAGCCCGCUACUGGUACCGACAGCUGAGUAGAUCGACGAGAUUCAAUUGGAAAGAAUUGAUGAACAGUUUUCUUGUGGAGUAUGCGGGACACGGGAUGUCCGCGAGCAGGCAAUACUACCAUGCAAAGAAACGAUCGGAGGAAGAUCCUUUACAGUACCUGUAUCGGCUUAAUGUGAUGGGAAUGCAGGCGAAGAUACCGGUGAUGACUGGAUUGCCAGCUGCGCGCAAGGAACAUGUCAAUCAUUUCAUUGACACUUUGGACGACCCCGAUCUGUCCAAUCAAUUGCUACUGCUGAAUGUAGAAGACGCGGAGGCCAUGCAAAAGACACUGCACGGAUAUCAACAAGGGAGAUCGCGUCAAGGGAAAGUGAUGAUGGGAUCGUCCAAAUUCAGACAGAAGGGAACUCAGGGUCCAGCGCUGUCUAAGCCUGCACGAGCGGUAAGGAUGGUCCGUACCGAGGACGUCUGCAGCGAGUCAGGAUCGGACACCUGCGGAUCGGAUUUGGAAGAUCGAUUGAGAUCGAUCCAUGUGGCUGCUACCGCGGAUCGCCGUUCAUCCCCCAAUGACGUUGCAGCAAACGCGAGAUCGGUCGACCCGAACACUCGUCAAGAUUAUCAAGAUCGCAAUAUGCCAUUGAAGCCGUGUACUCAUUGCGGAUCGACCAAGCAUGGAGAUCUCGGUUGUUGGAAGCGGCUCACUUGCCAGAAGUGUGGGCGUAAAGGACACCCCUCUGACAAUUGUUUUUUCGUGUGUCGUGCUUGCGGUGAGAUGCACGACCCGGGGAAGUGUCCCAUGGAGGAGUUCUAUAACAUGAUCCGUCAGUGGUACGUCCCGAAUAAGCAUGCGGGGAUGCUACCAGAGAAGGCCGAGAAGAUGUUAAACUAG